CUGAAGUCAUAAGAGUGCGAGUUGGAGUGAGGGAAUGAGUAUUGCACGCAAAGCAGAAAAGAGCUGAAACUGCGCAGAUUAUUUUUUGCUUUAACUGUCGACCAACGAGAGGUGCGCGACAAUCAAGAGAACCAACACAUUCUCACCUCAUCGAAACUUGGUACUUUAUUACAGUUCGGUGGUGCUGCUGCUGCCAGUGACGCGCGCGGCUUCCAGUUUUGGUCUACUCCGUUAGAUGAUGGGGAUGACGCGACGACCUCCUACACGCAGGGCACAAUAAAGUAGCCCUCACACCUGGACGUGCGGCGAACUUCGAGAGAGUAUCAGUGGAGCAUACAGGAAGAGGACAACUGAAACUGUAUCAAUAUGCCAGCCUCGAAUAUAUGAUCUACGCUUUCUUACUUUGAGUAUCUUAUUUGUCCCGCGGUGGAUGAUAAUCUAACGGUUUGGUUGUGGGAAUAUGCUCACUACGGAUACCUGUUUUGGUCUCGCUUUGUGGCACACAUAAGGAUUCUAUCCAGGAUGUUACUGUCUAAACGGCCCAGGUGUCAUUGGGCCAUCGUAAAUCACACAUCACACUCUGCGCAGAGCAGGGGAUUCUGCUCUUUCUAGGAAUAAGACAACACAUUCCCUCUCAAAAAGUGGAAUCAAAGCUGCACUUUGCUGGAGGACAUUGACAUUGGCUAUACAAGUCAUCAUCUCCGGGUUACUAUGCAAUUACAACUGAUCUCCUUUGUUUUGAUCUUGCACUGCAUGGAAUACACUGAUUGUCAGCAGCACCCCUCCAGGCACCGGCAACAUCAACGUGAGUAAAGUAAGCCCGCGCAUGCAGUGAGGUGCUCGUGCGCACACAUGCACCUGGUCUCUGUUCCAUUCAACACUACUGGAGUUUUGUAGUGCCUAUCAUACAAUUUGACAUAAGUCUUUUCAUGUAGAUAUAUAAAUAACAGAACAAUACGGGCACUGUAUCAUCGUUAACCGAUAUGAUUUGAACUACACAUACUUGACAAUGAAUUUUACAAUGAAAGAUCAUAGUAUGGCUUUAGGAAAUAUGCCUAAUUGGGGUGGAAUGCUUUUUAGUUGAGGUGGAGAUGUAAUAACAUAAUCCUGUGGUUCAAUCUCUAUUACGAAAUAUGAAACUUCACAUAUAUUAAUUUGGCAAAACAAUGUUGAUAGGGUGGGUAGCCUAUAAUUUAUAUGAUACCGUUUUUUUAAGUACAGCCCGCAUUUAGUUAUAAUCGAGGACAACUCAAUCAAUCUAAAAAUGUGUUGUUAUCAAAUCAAUAUGUAAUUUAAAUUCAUAAACUUGUAUUUUAAUCACUAGGCAAGACUGAGUGCCUCUGUGGAACUCACUAUAUUGUGUCUACGAAAGCAAUAGGCACACGUUAAGUCUCUGCAGCGGCCAAUUUUACGCACAUUUCGUCCUCAACCACACCGCAGUCAAUCAUUGGACUGCAUGGGGUUCAACAUUACAGGACCCUCGGGGGUGUCAUUUUUUACUGAUAAAAUUCAACCAGUCACUGUUCCCUGACAAUUUGCCUUGAAGUGUAUUCCACAAAGCUCCAUCAGCAGUGCGCGCUGCAUCCCCUAGUUCCCAUCGCUCUCUAGCGGCCAGUGGCAGAGCACUUUUUACGCGGCAUGUCUGCCGACAAAGUAUGUUAUAGCUUUCUGAUCUGAAUUAUUCAUUACAUACAAAGUUCGUCUGAAGUGUAUUAUAUUUGCAUUUCACUGAUGUUAUGGAAUGUCUGUAGUGCUUGUGCUCUUUGACAAACUCCGUGCAACACUGAGUGGCCAUCCAACCGCUGUUAGAGGAUGCUGAUUCAGUUAUCUUCUUGAUUGUAAUAAAUGUAGAAUAUAAGAUUGUGCAUCUAAUAUGAAAAUACAUGAAAGCCUGUCCAUUUUCAUCUUCAAAGGGCGUUCUGUGUAGAAUUGCCAAAGCUGUGACAUCUUUUUUUGCUUACCAUAACUGUGACUUUGUGGUGAUAAUAUUUUGUGGUGUUUAAAAAAUGGAAGAGGGAACUCAUAUGUUCAUAUUUAGUAGGCAAUUCAGAAUACAACAAUUUUUCUGUUAGAAUUUCAGAGGGGUUAGUAUUUUGCAUUAAAUUAUUUACAGUAUUUCGAAGCUCUGAUGCAAAACUAUCAUCAUAUCCAAAACACAACAAAGAAGCUCACAGUAAAUCAGUAGACACUUUACUUUUUUUUUUGCUUCCUAGAUGUUCAGAGUAUCAGCAGCAUUGACCAUGGCAGGGUUCUCCAACCCUGGUCCUGUGUGUUAGUGCUGGGCUGGAACAAAAGCCAGCACUUCCAGUAGUUCUCCAGGACCAGAUUUGGAGAACUCUGUAUGAAGGUAUCCGUUCAGCAUCUUUCUUUAACCCUAAUAGGUGUCAUGUUCUGUGUCAAGUAACUCCACAGUUCUCACCCUGUAUCUCAUCAGUAGUAUCGUGGCGCUUGCUUUAAUAUUCUCUCUAUGCACUAUAUUGCAGUUCCAGAUGUGCUUCCAGAUGUGCUCUUCUGUCUUAGUAGAAUGGUUGAGUAUGGCAUGCCGCACCUGUAUGCCAAGUAGAUUGUUAUCUGGAAAGGUAGGCUAGUAACCAACAGUAGUGGUGUUUUGGGGUGCGUCCCAUACACAUUGCCUGGAGAAGAGUUUAACGUCUUAAGAACCACUUCUUCAACAUGAUAUAUCAUCUUCUUAUCUAAACCGCACAUGCCUGCGUAGAAAUUGUGGGUCCACAUUGUUUUUUUGGGUGCGUUCCAGAUAGACAAACUGUGGGCCUCCCCUCGUGCAUCGCAGCCUACUUAGCUGGUGCUAAUUGAAGGAGGCCGACCUGACAUAUGACUAACUGUGAUAGUCAGACAGAGAGAGCAGGGUGAAUGAGCUCUCAGUCAGGGACCUGACCAGGCAGUCAACUGGCCAAAAACAGUUCACUUCCUCCUGCCCUUGAUGCAUCUACAAAUGAGAGAUAUGAAUGCCUGAGAGCAAACAAGAUAGCGGAAUGAUUUCUAGAAUAGAGGCCAGAAUGAUUUCUAUGUGUUCUAGAAUAGAGAUGCCAGAAUGAUUUCUAGGUGUUGCUAGAAUAGAGGCCAGAAUGAUUUCUAGGUGUUCUAGAAUAGAGGCCAGAAUUAUUUCUAGCGGGUCUAGACAUGUUUAAAAUAGUCUCUAGGUGUGAAUAACAGAUUGGAUUCCUAAUAAAGGGAAAGAAGGAUAGAUAAUGAAAUUAAAGGAGGGAGGAUAUAUGCUGAGGUUAAACACCACAGCGUUUGAUGAAGAAAUAAUCUUGGAAAGGCAAACUUUUUGUUUAGGUCUGUGCUCUAUGACUUGCAUGUUUAUCUUCAUCAUUCUGCUGUUAACCGUUUUGUUUAUAUCUACACAUGAUGUUCAAAAUAAUCAUGGUUGUUUUCAUCUUGUGGUCAAUGAUUUUAACUUUACAAGUGGUUCAAGCAGUUCAGGCAAUUGAAACCUUACAGUACAGACCUCACAGUACAGACCUCACAGUACAGACCUCAUGCAGGAACAUUUGUGUUGUGGGUAUUCAAGCCGCCCAAUUGAUGUUGGGCAAUUCCAUGGUAACAGAAUUACGCUGAGACUCAGAUUUUUCACUUUAAAAUGUAUACCAAAGAAAAACCAUUGAUUUCAAAGUUUAACAAACCAUAUCCACAAGGACUGCUUUUAACAAUUUCCACUGACAAUGUUACAAAAACCAAUUUCCAGGAAGAACUGUGAAGAUGCUAACUUUAGAUUUUACUGUAAUUCUGUUACCAAACUUAGCAUCUGCACAGUUUUUCCAGUAAGUGUUUUUUUUAAAUUUCCUAUGUAAAUUGUUCAAAGAAGUCUUUAUGCAAGAGUUGUAUGGUUUUUGUUUGGCAUACAUUUUAAAGUGAAAAUUCGUAGUCUUCGCCUAAUUCUGUUACCAUGGGAUUGCCCUGUUGUGUCAGUGCGAGCUAGGCAAGUGCAGGCAAAAUUCCUCUGUGUUAAAGGUUCAGUGAAUUAGGGGGCCUUGGCAGGAACACAUGUGGGCAAAUGGACAGCAGUUGUAAAGAUUGCUAAGAUAUGUCAAACACAAUCUCCGUGAUCUAUUGCAAUCUGGCAGCUAACCCUGAAGUGAAGGAGGGAAAAAAGGCCAACAACUCACCCAAGGCAUGAUAUGCCAGAGAACUAGGAGGAAAAAACACCUACUGUACACACUGAUAUGCUCCUUGUGUAGCUCUGCAGUGGUAAAUACUAAGACUUGCUCUUACCAUGUGUCGCAAUCCCAGAAGUUGCUCCUGAGAUGUUCCCCCAAAGAACUGAUAUAGGAUCUGCGUACCUGUAAGGGUUGGUGUGAGGUGUGACCCAGGUGCGGUACAGGUUAUAAUAAUAAUAUAAUAAUAAUGCCGUAACUUUAUAGGACUUACAGUGGAUUGUGAUGGUGGUCCGGAUGAACCACACCUUGGCGUUGCGGUUACAGCUGAGACAGUAGACCACGCAGACAGUAGGCAGAGAUGGUGAAACAAGGAACUUUAUUGAUGGUCCCGAAGCCAGGAUACAAAAUAACGGACGAACACUAAAAAGAAAGGCAGAGCAAAUAAGACACCAAAAAACAGGCAGACAACCAAAAAUACAAAAUACUAACUAUGACUGAAAUAAUAAAGAAACAGGGAGAACACUUCUCACGUACCUGUCCAUACGUCCCGCGAUCAGACACUGAUUAGUACUGCUUGGCAUAGUGAAACUAGCAGAGAAAACUGAGCAACGGAAGUGAGGGCAUAAAUACACAGGUGAAUCAGAUAGUCACAGGUGACACCAAUAGGAAGAUGAUUAGUCUCGACUGUGAGUGAGGAGGUGCCUAAGGUUGUUGGAGGAUGACACCUAGUGGGUCGCUCCGGAACUGCGACCCACUCCUGUAACACGUACCUUCCCCAAACCCUAACCUUAACCAUCAAGGGAGAUAAUUCCAAACUGACCAUAUAACAGUGUCUAGCUCUAGCAGUAGCAAUCCAAUCUGUACUAAAUGAGCUCAAAAUAUCUGACUCAGUCAGGUACUCCCUGUCAUUGCAUCAGGUAACAUGCAUGCCAUUCUCUGGCCUUUAACCCAGCUCUCGAGGAACACGUGCCCCAUUCCUACUAUACACCUGUCACCUGCAAGACUACUAUUUAGAGCAGGGCUGACCAAUCUGGGGCCCACAGCAUUUAUUAUAAAAGAAUUUGGAAGUCAUUCGGGGUCUCAACUUACUGUUGAGAGAUACAGUGAGGGGGAAAAAAGUAUUUGAUCCCAUGCUGAUUUUGUACAUUUGCCCACUGACAAAGAAAUAAUUAGUCUAUAAUUUUAAUGGUAGGUUUAUUUGAACAGUGAGAGACAGAAUAACAACAAAGAAAUCCAGAAAAACACAUGUCAAAAAUGUUUUAAAUUAAUUUUCAUUUUAAUGAGGGAAAUAAGUAUUUGACCCCCUCUCAAUCAGAACAAUUUCUGGCUCCCAGGUGUAUUUUAUACAGGUAACGAGCUGAGAUUAGGAGCACACUCUUAAAGGGAGUGCUCCUAAUCUCAGCUUGUUACCUGUAUAAAAGACACCUGUCCACAGAAGCAAUCAAUCAAUCAGAUUCCAAACUCUCCACCAUGGCCAAGACCAAAGAGCUCUCCAAGGAUGUCAGGGACAAGAUUGUAGACCUACACAAGGCUGGAAUGAGAAGGUAAGCAUUGUAGGAUUUUUUAUGAAUUUAUUUGCAAAUUAUGGUGGAAAAUAAGUAUUUGGUCAAUAACAAAAGUUUCUCAAUACUUUUAUAUACCCUUUGUUGGCAAUGACACAGGUCAAACGUUUUCUGUAAGUCUUCACAAGGUAUUCACACACUGUUGCUGGUAUUUUGGCCCAUUCCUCCAUGCAGAUCUCCUCUAGAGCAGUGAUGUUUUGGGGCUGUCGCUGGGCAACACGGACUUUCAACUCCCUCCAAAGAUUUUCUAUGGGGUUGAGAUCUGGAGACUGGCUAGGCCACUCCAGGACCUUGAAAUGCUUCUUACGAAGCCACUCCUUCGUUGCCCGGGCAGUGUGUUUGGGAUCAUUGUCAUGCUGAAAGACCCAACCACGUUUCAUCUUCAAUGCCCUUGCUGAUGGAAGGAGGUUUUCACUCAAUCUCACGAUACAUGGCCCCAUUCAUUCUUUCCUUUACACGGAUCAGUCGUCCUGGUCCCUUUGCAGAAAAACAGCCCCAAAGCAUGAUGUUUCCACCCCCAUGCUUCACAGUAGGUAUGGUGUUCUUUGGAUGCAACUCAGCAUUCUUUGUCCUCCAAACACGACGAGUUGAGUUUUUACCAAAAAGUUCUAUUUUGGUUUCAUCUGAACAUAUGACAUUCUCCCAAUCCUCUUCUGGAUCAUCCAAAUGCACUCUAGCAAACUUCAGACGGGCCUGGACAUGUACUGGCUUAAGCAGGGAGACACGUCUGGCACUGCAGGAUUUGAGUCCCUGGCGGCGUAGUGUGUUACUGAUGGUAGGCUUUGUUACUUUGGUCCCAGCUCUCUGCAGGUCAUUCACUAGGUCCCCCCGUGUGGUUCUGGGAUUUUUGCUCACCGUUCUUGUGAUCAUUUUGACCCCACGGGGUGAGAUCUUGCGUGGAGCCCCAGAUCGAGGGAGAUUAUCAGUGGUCUUGUAUGUCUUCCAUUUCCUAAUAAUUGCUCCCCACAGUUGAUUUCUUCAAACCAAGCUGCUUACCUAUUGCAGAUUCAGUCUUCCAAGCCUGGUGCAGGUCUACAAUUUUGUUUCUGGUGUCCUUUGACAGCUCUUUGGUCUUGGCCAUAGUGGAGUUUGGAGUGUGACUGUUUGAGGUUGUGGACAGGUGUCUUUUAUACUGAUAACAAGUUCAAACAGGUGCCAUUAAUACAGGUAACGAGUGGAGGACAGAGGAGCCUCUUAAAGAAGAAGUUACAGGUCUGUGAGAGCCAGAAAUCUUGCUUGUUUGUAGGUGACCAAAUACUUAUUUUCCACCAUAAUUUGCAAAUAAAUUCAUAAAAAAUCCUACAAUGUGAUUUUCUGGAUUUUUUUCCUCAAUUUGUCUGUCAUAGUUGACGUGUACCUAUGAUGAAAAUUACAGGCCUCUCUCAUCUUAUUAAGUGGGAGAACAUGCACAAUUGGUGGCUGACUAAAUACUUUUUUCCCCCACUGUAAUAUGAACAUGGCAUAAGUCAUAUCAAAACGUGUAGAACUGCAAGGAAUUAGCAUUCAAAGUGCCACAUUCUCUCCAUCCCAAAAUUAGUAGAAUCGCAUUCAAUUCGUUUUAAAACUGCAACAUUUCCUCUCUGCCCCAUGGAAACAUUUGUAGAAUUGCCGAAAAUCUGCUUUAAAACUGCAACAUUUUCUCCACCCCCCCUUGGCAAAAUGCCAUUAACUUUAAAGCUGCAAAUAUUUCUCUCCGCCGCCAAGAGGGGGGCCACUAAAAUGUUUUGCCUGCGAGGUGGGGGACUUAUGGACCCCAAAACCCUGCACACAUUAAAGUUAUUAGCCUUAUGAACAUAGAAACUUGGUUGCAGUUUCUAUGCUACAAUGGUAAAAAAUGUAAUACAUCUGGUAUUACUGCCCACUGGGCACAGAAGUCAUUUCAACAUCUAGUUUUGAUUUACAUUUGGUUGAGUUGUCAGCUAACGUGAAUUCAACAACAACCAAAAAUCACCACAUAAUUGGAUUUCGGUAAAAAUGUGUGUAAAAUAAAGUCAAAAUUCACUUGAGUUCAUUUGUAUUUGUAUUUGUAUUUAUUAGGGAUCCCCAUUAGCUGCUGCCAAGGCAGCAGCUACUCUACCUGGGGUCCAAACAUAUUAAAGCACCUACAUUACAUAUAAAACAAAAUGUAAAACAGUACUUCAUCUAACAUUAUUAUACCACUACAUAUCUACAAUACAAAAUGUUUAAUACCACCAUACAACAAUAUCACAAUGUAGGCGUAUGCAUGUGUCUGUACCUUUGUGUGUGUCUCUUCACAGUCCCCGUUGUUCCAUAAGGUGUAUUUUUACCUGUUUUUUAAAAUCUGAUUCUACUGCUUGCAUCAGUUACCUGAUGUGGAAUAGAGUUCCAUGUAGUCAUGGCUCUAUGUAGUACUGUGCGCCUCCCAUAGUCUGUUCUGGACUUGGGGACUGUGAAGAGACCUCUGGUGGCAUGUCUUGAUGACGUUUUGCAAUCAGUUUUCCAAUUAAUUCAACGUUAUCACAUUACAUUUUUUUGUUGUUGAAAUGACGUGGUAACAAUGUUGAUUCAACCAGUUUUUACCCAGUUGGGGUAAUCAGAAUGUGUGUCAAGUUAUAUGGCUAUGAUUUGAUUAAUGUUUGAAGUGACAUUUCAUAAUUACCUUCAAAAACGCUAUUGUUUCGACCAUGAAAAGCUAUUGUUCCUUAAUUUUUAAAAUAAUAUGUCAUUGUUUGGCCCGCGCCCACACUCAAUAUAUUUGCCCACAACCCAAAGUUGAGCACCACUGGUUAAGUAACCCAAGUCACCACUGACCUCACAUCGUGCCAACCCAAACCAUAAUGUGCUGGCUCAUAUAUGAUAUUUUCACAGGCUUUCCUGCUGUUCCAGCCUAUGUCAGUAGAUCUUCAGGCCAAAACACUAAUUCACUUGGUCAGCUUAGUCGUACUCACUUACAGCUCAUGCUGGUAGUCCUAGUAUGUACCCAACUUCUUCUCCUCUCAACCAGUCUGUUUUCAUCUCCUCCGUCCUCUGAGGUCAAGCUCUGUAAUUCAACAAGAGUUGAGAGUUAAGCCAUUUGACAUACUGCCCUACAAGUCAGUCACACAUGGCUUAAAUCAGCAGCAGCAGUCAGGACGCAUGAGGUUUCACUUUGUGCCCAGUCCAAGAUGACAGUUUAUGGUAAUGGGACGCUGCUCAGUUCCCCAUUUGUCUGUAGACUUCUCACAUACUGUGAUGACACUGUCCCUCAUUCAAAGACACUGACCUACCCUGGGCAUUUUAUAGCCUCCUUAUAGCAGAGGCUGGACAAAUGUAUGCAGGACUUUAACCUGAGACCAACAUUUUGGAAAAGUCUGAAUGAUAACACUUUCCUGUAAACAUUUUGCUUACAUAAAACGUUAAUAAUUUCGACCUGAGCAGGGGCCAACCUCCACACCAACCAACAGAGAAAUUGGAUGUUAUUCACAUUCUGGCAGGGCUUUUUUCUGAGCCUAUGGAAAUAUCUCUGACACAAGGCUUGCUAUCUGAGUAGGAUGUAUAGGCCUACAACCAGACGGUUUUGCAAUCCCUUUCUAAUCCUACCAUCAGUCAUAAUGAAAGCUCAGCCUUUCCCUGUUUCUAACACAGUCGACCCUGUGAACCACGUGGGUCGACAGAUAGGCCUAUCUUCAACACGAAGCAUAAUUAAGGUGAAUUUGAGACAUGUUGCAAAUUUGUCAGUGCCAGUGCCGCUUACUCAUCUUACUCAUUUGGCUGUGUUCGUAUUGUCAUGGCCAGACAGUCAGCUGGAGGUCUCUUUGAAUAUUGAUAAUGUUGCCAAAUUGUUUUGUCCUUUUAGUCAUAGUACAAUGAAGAAACUGUCCUCCUUCUGCGGAGAGAGUGAGAACAAGAAGUGCGCAGCUUCUGGCAUUGCGUGCAAACCUUGGUAUGCUUGACGUCUCAUUUGAUUAUUUUUUCCCGCCAAGAGAGUGCACAGGCCUGCUUGUUGCCUGUAAUGUUUAUUAUUGAGUUGAACAUCUGUAGCAUUUUGUCACCAUCCAAAUGCUUUGUUGGCUAUUUGGUAUCCUCAUUUGGUAGUUGGAUAGAAGUCAUUAUUUUAAUACAAUUCUACACAACUUCAUGCACACAAUUUAGAAGACUACAAACAGUUAAUAUAGUCUGAAGAGCUAUAUUUGUUUAAAUGUAAGCAGUAGUCCCUCUUUAUAUAUAUAUGAGAGAGAGAGAGAGAAGAGAGAGAGAGAGAGAGAGAGAGAGAGAGAGAGAGAGAGAGAGAGAGAGAGAGAAAGAGCGAGAGAUCAUCGUCUCACUAGAGGAGAGCAGAAUAGAGAGGAGGAAGAUAGAAGAGCUAGACUGGAUUGAUGUCAGAUAUAGAAGUAGGAUCCCCAUUUACACAGUAGCCAUGAAUGUAAAUGAUACGUACAACAUGAUAGGGACCUCGUCCGCCAUUGUUGGGCGCUAGUGUGACUGGGUGAUGAUGCACCUUUUGCACAUUGUUAAAGGUUGAAAACCACUGUGCUAACUGAUUGUAUGGUUGUCUCCCAAAUGGCAACCUAUUCCCUAUAUAGUGCACUAUAAAGUCAAUGUUGUGCUCAUUUGGGACACAUACUAAGUGAAAUGUCUAAACUGACUUUUCUCCUUCUGUGCCACAUCAUCUCCCUCCGUUUACCUGCAGAGAUCCCAGGGGUGAGCUCAGGGUGCCAGGGAGGCUGUCUGACCUGCUCUGAUUACAAUGGCUGCCUGUCCUGUAAGCCCCGCCUCUUUAUCUUCCUGGAGAGAAAUGGGAUGAGGCAGAUCGGGGUGUGUCUGCCCUCCUGCCCCAGCGGCUUCUACGGCACCCGCUCGCCAGACAGAAACACAUGCACAAGUAAGUUGCAUGGCUAUCACCAAAGAUGUUUAUAGCCUACCUUUACUUUUACACUAAGGGCCGGUUUACAUAGACAGAUUAAGCCUAGUCCUAGACUAAAAAGCUAUUUCAACUGAGAAUCUCCAUUGAACAUACUUUUUAGUUCGGGACUAGGCUUAAUCUGUGUCCGGUAAACCAACCCAUUUUAGUGUAUGUAUUAAGUCUUUUGGUAUCACUGCAUGCCAGUCACUCCAAAUACAUUAUUUUGUACACUAAAAUCUCAUAAAGAGAUGUGCAUCUAUGUGCAGCCAAUUUUCCUGUUUUAGAGUGUUGCUCAUUCUGACACACUGCAUGUUCAACAAAUCACUUCUAGAGCAACAUAAACGUGCAGGCUGUUGGCUCACUGACCGUGUGUUUCAGAGUGCAGGCCGGAGUGUGAUUCUUGCUUCAAUAAGAACUUUUGCACGCGGUGCCGAGCAGGUUACUAUCUCCACCUGGGCAAGUGUCAGGAGAGCUGCCCAGAGGGCCUGGUCUGCAGCGACACACAAAGGGAAUGUGUUCCCAGUGAGUAGAAUAUUAAACUAUUACAUUAUUAUCAAGUCCUGAUGGUGUUGGUGUUAGACACGUUACAAAGAGGGGCAUAGUGUAGUGUAUUAGUGUUACAUAUUUGUUUCUAUGUCUCAAUCACACAAUGUAAAAUGCGGAGUUAAAAUAGCAUAUCGUAUUGCAUUUGGUUUUCUUAGAAUGGAAGAAUGCAGUUACAUUUAAUUGUGUUGUGUGUGUGUUGAUGUGAUUUGACUCCAGUGCAGGUGUAAUAUUUAUGUAUGUGCUGGUCUUUCAGAGUGUCCUGCGGAGUGUGAUGCCUGUCUGAUCAAUGACACGUGUACGAGGUGCAGACCAGGCCUGUACCUGCUGCUGGGGAAGUGUCACCACGUCUGUCCAGAAGAGUUUGAACCAAACGACAAACUCAUGGAGUGUUCCCUUCAAGGUGAGCUCCAGAACAAGGAGGAGAGAGUGUUUAUCAGUGGAGGCUGGUAGGGAAAUCUGAGGAUGGGCUCAUUUGGCUGAAAUGAAAAGGUAUGGAAUACAUCAAACACAUGGUGUGUUUAGUAUCCAGCCAUAACAAUAAGCCUAACCUCCGAUUUAAAGUGGCACUAGCCUCCACUGGUGUUUACUUAAAAUGUUUGCUUUACAGUGUCUUUGCCCAUCUAUACGUGAAUGUUGGUUGUGAAUAUCUUUUGCCUCUUGUAACACACAGCAUGUGUCUCCCCCUCUUUCUUAAUCAUUUGUGCAGUGCACUGCGAGGUGGGUGAGUGGGGCGAGUGGAGCCCCUGCUCCCGGUCAGGGAAAACCUGUGGAUUUAAAUGGGGUGAGGAGACGAGGACCCGGGAAGUUGUCCAAUUCCCUUCCGCCUACGGAAAACCCUGUCCCACCAUCUCAGAAAAUAAAGAGUGUGUCCUCAAGAGGAGGCAAUGUCCAGGUAAAUACAAUAAUACCUAUAUGGUGAUCAUCAGUAGUAGGACAGCUCACUAUCUCCAUUGUGAGUACAGUUGUAGGCUAGAGUUCCAGAACCAACUUUGUCUCUAGACUAUAAUCUGAAAUUACUGGUCAGUCUUCUGCCACUCCUCUCCCCUCCUUAAGGGACCUGAAUUGUUGACUUUAAGGAUAUGCAUUGUGGAUGAUGGUGAAACGCCUGUGUGUUGUCGCUCCAACGUUACAGAUUAUAAAAUAUGUCAAAGCACUCGAUUUUUCCUCGUAAAUCUUGAUCUGAUGAUUUCUAAUGAAUGAGCAAAAAUAUGUUUUAAACCGAAGCUAAACAGAAACAGAGUGUUUGUAAGAAGGGGGGAGGGGUGGGGACUCAGAAAAACAUAUUUGCUUGUUGCUUAUUAUAUUUGUGUGUGUGGUUUGUUAGUCAUUGGUGGCUGAGGGGAGACUGAUCUUUCAGCAGGCCCUGACUGUAGUGUUAAGGGACAGAUAGCAGGCCCUCAGCCCCCCAGGCCCUCAGCUCCCCAGGCCCUCAGCUCCCCAGGCACUCAGCUCCCCAGGCACUCAGCUCCCCAGGCACUCAGCUCCCCAGGCCCUCAGCCCCCCAGGCCCUCAGCCCCCCAGGCCCCAACCCCCAGGCCCUCAGCCCCCCAGGCCCUCAGCCCCCCAAGGCCUCCAGGCAGCUUUACUUACAGCACAAACACAACCUCUCAGUAGUGAUUCAGCAGAAAAGUUUACUGUGAAGCAGAAACACACAGACUCCUCAAACAUCCUCCCUUGGGGAGCCAUGAGGCGACGGGGGGAAUCAGAAUUAGUUUAGACUAAUAACAGCAGCUGCCAACACACACACAUGCACACCAACUUGUCCCUUUAAAAACCAUAGGCAGUCAUUUGUAAAGAGUCAACUGGUUGGGUUGAAUUUAGGCUGUGAAAUGUGGCCUCUGCUCCUCCCUCUGUCUGUUGUCUUUCUCUCUAUCUCCCCCUUUUUCUCUACCCUGCUGUUACUCUCUCUUGCACACCCCAAGAAAAUACACCACCCCUCCUUCCUCCUGAAUGGGGCUCCUGUUCCCCUGUCCUGUGCUGGGGUGGGGGGCUUAGUUUGGAGUUGGUGCUGUGUUGAUCCGCCUGGCGGGCCGGAGCGGGGUGGAGGCAGGCCAGAGCUGUGGGUGGGUGGGUGUUACACACUGCAGGCCGAGGCCCGGUUAUCACACACACACACACACACACACACACACACACACACGGUUAUCGACCUUGCCCCUGCGUGUGAUUACCCAGCUGCUUCCCCCGGGUCGGCCGGCCGGCUCCUGGAACAUCCAGUGAGCAGGGCUAAUUAUCUGCUCUGGCGCGUCCCCUCCGCUCCGUGUUUACGUUCCGCAUACGCCACGGGGUCAGUGGUCCGACCUCCGCCAGCUCGCACUAAUCCCCACCAGCCCCUCAGACACUGAUACAUCCUCCUCCCUCUAUCCCUUCACCCCUCCAUCACUCCCCAAGGGCCUCCGUCCAUCCCCAGACCAUACCAGGUUUAUUUGUUAUUUCUCCAUCCAAGUUUUGUCUUUCUCUAGAAAGCUCUCUCACUCUUCCCCGCUCCCUCCAGCUCUCCCUUAUGGCUGUUGUUUUCUAACUUCUUCUCUUUUGGCUCUCUCCAUUCUGUCUUUUCUGUUUUUAAGCAGAACAUUGUAACCUCCCUGUCACCCCCAGUCUUCCCCCUCCUUAUGAAUCAGAGAGCAGGAAUUCUCAAUCUGAAUCAAGGGGGUUUUACGCUCCUUAUCAUAAAAAAUGACAACAGGAGCUGGUUCAAUACAUAGAGAAAUAUGGAAUGUCACUGAAUGAAUCACGGGGCAAGAACCCUCAAUCUUCCUCUUUAACACAACUCUAAUUUGGUCGUUCCAUCUCUAGUAAGCUCUGUUGAGCUACAGUAGCCAGAGGUGUCAUGUAAUUUCAGUGUACAGUGUCCUCCUCCCCCUCCUUCAACAUUGCUUGGUCGUCGUAAAUGUUUACAUACGUGUCAUCGCCCGCUGCCUGCCUGCUGUCUCCUUUGUGUUAACAACGUCGGCUAAUUUGUCCUCCAAACCACCAUUCCCUAUCUAUCUAACCCAGCUAUAUGGAAGCCCCCUCCCGCUACCCAGUGAGGGGGAGCGGGCCAGGCGUCCCGUAGCCUUCAAAUCACCGGGCAUUUCUCCUGUGGGACAGCUCAGAGCCUUUAAUCCCAGCCUGGCUCCCGCCAAAAGCCCCCUGGACGACAGUGCGCCUGCCAUGGAGGAUGUUGCCCCCUCUGCGUCAUUAGACUAAUUAUGCUCCUGCACAUCCCCUCUCUGACAGUGGGCCAAACUGUUUCCCCGCACACACACACAGGCACCCUAACACACACACACACCCAGUCUGCACUCCAGUGAAGAGUGCUGAGCACUGAGCAGCAUGAUGUCUAGUACUUUAUGCAACCAAUGCACUGUAGGGUUAUCAGUGUAAAUGCACUGCAUAGGAGUGUGUGUUCGAGGGUGAUCCCCAGAGACAAUUUCAGCUGUUUUCUUACACUCAACUCUAUCUCUUUAUUUUUCUUUCUCUGUCUAUCUCUCCCCAAAUCUAUGUUAAAAUUGUAAAUAAUCAAUACCAGAUGACAGUUCAAUGAAAGUAUCAAUUCAGCUGAGAUAUCUAGCUAGGGCUAAGCAACGUGAAAGCCAAGCACUUGAAUAAUCUCCUGUGAAGUUGCAACACUUUUGAAAGCUGUCCUUAGUUACAGGAAUCUUAUAAUCCAGCUCUGUUGAUAUUACUUUUACAGUCAUUUUUCACAGUCCUAUUUUACAGUUUAUAUAAACCACAUGCCUGAACCUGAUCAUACUUUAUGUGGACACACGUCUCAUCAAAAUGUUAGUUUUACAAUAGCCGCACCCCCAUAUUCACACACACACACACAAACCAUAAAAAAAAACACUUCCAGUCAUCCACUGCAGUGUAGCGGUGAUGACCAUGCUGGUAAGAAUGUGCUAAAUCUCUGUUGAGAGUGUUUUAAUUCAAGUGUCUCCUUCGGGUCGACUGCAUCGCUGGACAGUUUAUAGAAUUCAGACACAGUUCCAACAGACAAAAGAGCUCUCUGAUAAACAUACCCUGUAAUCACCUCAACACGAGCACAGAUAAAAUUGUGCCUUGGUUUUUAGGAAACCAGAGAUUAUGACUAAGCCACUGAUCUUUAAAUGGUUAUGACAAACAAAACAAUGUGUGUAGAGGGGACUUCCUGUGUUGAAAGAGCCAGAGGUGGGGUGGGAUGGGGGUUGGAGUCAGAUUCAGAAUGCUGCUCAUCUCUUUCUAUCAUUCUCUCUCUGUGUGUCUCUCUCUAUCUCCCUGUCUCUCUGUGUGUGUGUCUCUCUCUAUCUCCCUGUCUCUCUCUGUGUCUCUCUCUAUCUCCCUGUCUCUCUCUAUCUCCCUGUCUCUCUCUGUGUCUCUCUCUAUCUCCCUGUCUCUCUGUGUGUGUGUCUCUCUCUAUCUCCCUGUCUCUCUCUGUGUGUCUCUCUCUAUCUCCCUGUCUCUCUGUGUGUGUGUCUCUCUCUAUCUCCCUGUCUCUCUCUGUGUGUCUCUCUCUAUCUCCCUGUCUCUCUCUGUGUGUCUCUCUCUAUCUCCCUGUCUCUCUCUGUGUCUCUCUCUAUCUCCCUGUCUCUCUCUGUGUGUCUCUCUCUAUCUCCCUGUCUCUCUCUGUGUGUCUCUCUCUAUCUCCCUGUCUCUCUCUGUGUGUCUCUCUCUAUCCUCUUCCCUCCUCUCUCUCUGUGUGUGUCUCUCUCUAUCUCCCUGUCUCUCUCUGUGUGUCUCUCUCUAUCUCCCUGUCCUCUCUUGUGUGUCUCUCUGCUCUUCUCCCUGUCUCUUCUGUGUGUCUCUCUCUAUCUCCCUGGUCUCUCUCUCUGUGUGUCUCUCUCUAUCUCCCGGUCUCUCUCUGUGUCUCUCUCUAUCUCCCUGUCUCUCUCUGUGUGUUUCUCUCCUCUACUCCCGUCUCUCUUCCUCUCUCCUUUCUCUCUCUCCUGUCUUCUCUGUGUGUUCUCUCUCUCUCCCCUGUCUCUCUCUCUGUGUGUCUCUCUCUAUCUUCCCCUGUCUCUCUCUGUGUUGUCUCUCUCUAUCUCCCUGUCUCUCUCUGUGUGUCUCUCUCUAUCUCUUCUCUCUCUGUGUCUCUCUCGUGUCCUGUCUCUCUCUCUCUCUCCCCCUGUCUCUCUCUGUGUGUCUCUCUCUAUCUCCCUGUCUCUCUCUGUGUGUCUCUCUCUAUCCGUCCUCUUUGUUCUCUCUCUUCUCCUCCCCUCCUCUCUGUCCUCUCCUCUUCUCCCUGUCUCUCUCUUGUGUUCUCUCUCUCUCUAUCUCCCUGUCUCUCUCUCUGUGUGUCUCUCUCUAUCUCCCUGUCUCUCUCUGGUUCUCUCCUGUCCUCUCUGUGUCUCUUCCUGUGUCUCUCUCUAUCCCUGUCUCUCUCUGUGUCUCUCUCUAUCCUGUCUCGUUCUCUCUAUCUCCCUCUCCAUCCUCCCUGUCUCUCUCCUCUUCUCUCUCGUGUGUCUCUCUCUAUCUCCCUGUCUCUCCUCUCUAUGUGUGUCUCUCCUUUCUCCCUGUCUCUCUCGUUGUCUCUAUCUCCUGUCUCUCUGUGUGUCUCUCUCCUAUCUCCCUGUUCUCUCUCUGUGUCUCUCUCUAUCUCCCUGUCUCUCUCUGUUGGUCUCUUCUCUUCUCCUGUCCUCUCUCUGUGUCUCUCUCCUCUCUUCUCUGUGUCUCUCUCUAUCUCCGUCUCUCUUGUGUCUCUCUCUAUCCUCCUGUCCUCUCUGUGUGUCUCUCUUAUCUCCCUGUCUCUCUCUGUUGUCCUUCUCCAUUCUCUCCUGUCUCCUCUCCUCUGUGUGUCUCAUCUCUUCUCCCUGUCUCUCUCCUGUGUGUCUCUCCCUAUCUCCCUGUCUCUCUCUGUGUCUCUCUCUCCUAUCUCCCCUGGUCUCUCUCUGUGUCCUCUCUACUAUCUCCCUGGUUCUCUCUCUGUGUCUCUCUCUAUCUCCCUGUCUCUCUCUGUGUCUCUCUCUAUCUCCCGUCUCUCUACUGUGCUGUCUAUUCCCUUCUCUCUCUGUGUCCUCUCUUUCCUCUAUCUCCCUGUCUCUCUCUGUGUGUCUCUCUCUAUCCCCUGUCUCUCUCUGUGUCUCUCUCUUCUCCCUGUCUCUCUCUGUGUGUCUCCUCUCUAUCUCCCUGUCUCUCUCUGUGUGUCUCUCUAUCUCCCUGUCUCUCUCUGUGUGUCUCUCUCUAUCUCCCUGUCUCUCUCUUGUGUCUCUCUCUAUCUCCCGGUCUCUCUCUGUAUCUCCCUGUCUCUCUUUCUGUGUGUCUCUCUCUAUCUCCCUCUCUCUCUCUCUAUCUCCGUCUCUCUCUGUCUCGAUCACUCUCUCGCUCUGUCACUCUCUUGCUCUCUCUGUGUGUCUCUGUUCCAGUUUCUUUCUCUCUCUCACUCACUUUCACUAUCUAGUUAUCUCUCGCUCUCUCUUGCUCUCACUUUCUCUCUAUCCCUCUCUACACCCCCACACAUUGUUUGGACCCUACACUCCUGCUGCAGGAGCAACCCACCAACCCUCUUUCAAUAACGCCUCUUUCACACUGCACUAUACACACACUCACACCCUACAAUCUGCCUGGCCUUGUGGGAUGUAUGGGGGCCUCUCCUCCUCUCCUGCCCAGAGCUCAGAUAGUUCAGAUACAGAUUACGGCUGGGGAGCGUUAGCACUAGCGCCAGCGCCAGUUUUGUCUCACCUUUGAGGCUGGUGGGCUUUCAUUAUUCCUGCAGACCAGAGCCAGGGAAGACUAAACAGAGUUGGAUGGUAGGGCCCUAUAUCGCACUUGCUGGACCCCAGGAAUGUGUGGGUCAGCGUUGGGCUGGAACGUGCUGCGAGCCCUUCUCUGCCUGGUCUGGAUGGAGCGGAGCUCAGAGCAUGGCUCGGCUGAUUAAUGGACACAGGCUGAAGGGGGGCCAGGGGGAGAGAGGGGCUCCGUGCCUACCUCAGCAGUUUCGCAAUCCUGCUGCUUACACAUGGACAGCACAACAUGAAGAGGGCCAGUCUCUCUCUCUCUCUCUCUCUCUCUCUGAGGUGUUUUAUAUUAAUGAUGUGGGGCUUUUUCAGCUUUCAGUGGUAAACUCUACAACAUUCCAUGAAAUUGAUUUGUUUAUGAGAUGGCGCAAGAGCAGAUACACUGAAGUUUAUUUAAAGGCUUUCUAUUUUUGACAAAGCCUAUCAGUGGAGAAUUGCAACAGCUGAAAUAAGCCUUGCUCACAGGGUGUGGCCACUGUCUGUGAUGCAAGGCUGACCUCUAGUGGUAAAUAGGGAGAACACGUUUGUACUAUGCCAUAUUACAGAGUUACUCCCCGGACAGACAGCAGGUACCUGACUAAGACUAGUGCACACUGAUAAAUUGGUAUACAAGAGAGAUUCUUGACAUGAUCGUCACACCCAUUCUCUCUUCAUGUUCAUCUUAUUCUGUAUAUCUUCAUCUGAAAGUGCAGCUCCUGCCAUGACCCUCAACCAGCUCUCUGUGUAAAGUCAUGUAGAUAAUUUGAAAAUAUCAGAGUUUAAUCUACAACAGAAAUCAUUAUAAAGAGAGAUUGAGCUGUUGACUAACAAGUAUUUUCUGUAAUGUGUUUUUUCCAUCUCUAGGGCAAGGCAAGGGGAGGAAGGGUGAGCGGCGGGGCGAGCGUAGAAAUCGGGACAACCGCCGGGACAAGGACAACCAGGGGGAAGGCCGGCGGGAGAGGAAGAAGGACAGGGAGAGGGGGGAGGCAGGUGACCGGGAGGACUCUGAGAACAGGAACAAGACAGAGCAAAGACGCCAGAGAGGCCAAAACAGAGACCCUGUUGUCUCACCUGAGGGAGGAGGUCUUGCACAGUAA
Messenger RNA from Coregonus sp. 'balchen', 18840 nucleotides. NCBI's taxonomy places the organism in Eukaryota, Metazoa, Chordata, Actinopteri, Salmoniformes, Salmonidae. The record is from the annotation of a GenBank genome assembly.